AUGAGAAACUUUAAACAGUUGAAGACUCUUCGACGUUCGCAGGCUUCUUUGCCAAUUGCUGCUUUUCGUGAGGCUAUAAAAACCGCUGUCUCCACCAAUCAGGUCACUAUUAUUGCGGCGGACACGGGCGCAGGAAAAUCGACACAAGUCCCACAGUAUCUUUUAGAAAUGGGGUACACAGGAAUUGCUUGCACUCAGCCAAGACGAAUUGCUUGCAUUUCAUUGGCUAAAAGAGUCUCAUUUGAAACUUUAAAUGUUUACGAUACCGAAAUCGCUUACCAGAUUCGAUUUGAUACCUCGAAAACUCGAAAAACGAAGAUCCUUUUUUUAACUGAAGGGUUAUUACUUCGGCAACUCGCUUCCGAUCCGCUUUUAUCAAAAUACGAGCUUGUGAUUAUGGAUGAAGUGCAUGAGAGAAAUAUUUACUGCGACUUUUUACUGGGAAUGAUGAAAAGUUUACUCUGCAAACGGGCGGACUUGAAGCUCAUAUUAAUGUCCGCCACUAUUAAUAUUGAUUUAUUUUCAUUAUAUUUCCAGAGCUCACCUAUUAUUCAGGUACCUGGCCGGUUGUAUGAUAUUGAAGUUCGUUAUAAACCGAGUGAAGCACCAAUGGAGAUCGUCGAGAAAAAAUUGGACACACGGCCGUACAUCCGCCUCCUCGAAGAAAUUGAUCAAACGUAUCCAAUCACAGAAAGAGGGGACGUCUUAGUGUUUAUGAGCGGCGUGGCUGAAAUACAUUCCUUGUUUGAAGAGGUCACUAAAUUUGCUGAAAAAAGCCAACAGUGGAUUGUUUUACCUUUGCAUUCUCUACUGAGUUUUGCUGAACAGGAUAAAGUGUUUGAAAGCGCUCCUGAAGGGAAGCGGAAGUGCAUAAUCUCCACUAAUAUUGCUGAAACUUCUAUUACGAUUGACGGCAUUCGUUUUGUUAUUGAUUCCGGAAAAGUAAAGGAAAUGGCGUAUGACAGUAAAGUUAACAUGCAGCGCUUAACGGAGUACUGGAUUAGCCAGGCCAGCGCAGAGCAAAGAAAAGGGCGGGCAGGACGGACUGGGCCGGGAGUUUGCUUUCGUUUGUACGAUAACAACGACUAUCAAGCAUUCAGCCGCUACUCGACUCCGGAAAUUCAACGUGUUCCGAUUGUUUCUAUGCUUCUUCAGAUAAAAGUAAUGACGAAUACUGACCCGCGUACUUUUGAUUUCAUCGAGCCUCCCAACAAAGAUGAUAUAGAAUUGGGAUUAGAUUAUUUAAAAAAGAAUGAAGCAAUUCAUGAGGUGACGGAACACGUGACUGUGUUAGGAAAAGUAUUGUCAAAGCUACCAAUUAGUAUUCCGCUUGGAAAAAUGCUUAUUUUUGCUACAGUAUUGGAUAUCAUUAAGCCAACAGUUUCCAUAGCUGCUCUGUUGUCCGUCCAGUCACCAUUUAUUACCAAACACAUUGAUAGCCAAAGCGAAGCUUACGAGUUUAGACACAAGUUUGAUUCGAAACACGGCGAUGCGUUUACUUUGUACAGCGCUUAUAAUGAAUGGCUCAAAGUGAAAUCUGAAUCUAAAGAGCAGUCAAAACUUUGGUGUCGUAAACAUUCGAUAGAAGAACAAAGGUUUUACGAAGUUUCAAAGUUGAUAAAACAGUUUGAAGAUAUUCUUAUAGAUAAUAAACUCAUUCAUUAUAAUUUAAACACAACGGAAGUUCUUAAAGAAAAGCGAUACAAGAAAACAAUAAGUUCUCGCAAAAGAAAACAUGAUGAGGAUGAGCUUUACUUAAAACCGGGCGAUUCGGAAAGUAGCUCAAAGUUGUUAUCGAACAAUGAAUUGAACGGGCCAUUGGCUAAAGACAAUAAUACUAUGCAAACACUUGAAGAAAAAGAAAUAUUUCUGCUCCAACUUAUCUUGGUGUGCGGCCUUUACCCUCAUAUUGCUGUGCCCGACUCCGCAAAUCGUGUGCGACGUCCAACUGAAUUGGUCUACCAUUCCCAACUGAAGCCUUUGUUAGUCCUUCAUCCAACGAGCGUCUUUUACUCAAAACCGGAAUAUAUCGAUCAGAGUGGGCCAACCAUUAAAGACUUUCUGUGUUAUAUGUCCUUAUUGGAAACUAAAAAACCUUAUUUGAUCAACUGCGUGCGUAUUCCCAGUUUCCACUAUUUGCUCAUGUUCGCCAGAAGUAUUGAGGCUGAUGCCACAUGCCAGCACCUUCUUAUCGACUCUUGGCUUGGAUUGACUAUAAAGGAAAGUUACAAGACGGCAGAGGCGCUUCUUUUGUUGGUUGUUCGUAUUCGCUAUUGGUGGAAUGAAUUGCUUUCACAAAAGCUCAAGUCAAUGGAGCCCUCAUUGUCUUCCCCAGCACCUCUUUCAGGCGCUAAACAUAAGCCAGUUGCUUCGAUUAAAACGAAACUUUCAAGGGAACUUGUCGAGUUUUAUAAAAACUUUUGUGGGAUCGAGCACGCGGAAGAUCACAUGGCCAAUUUUCCUAAAAAUAAUGAAACUUCAGAAGGAGUGAAAGCAAAGCUUACUUCUGCUAUUUUUCAAUUCCUCUCCUUAAAAAUAACUCAUAAAUUUGUAAAAGUUAAACAGUCAGAACUGGAGGAAUUUCUAGAUCUAGAAGAAGGCACUAAUAAAUGUAUUUCCCCUCGCCAAGGAAACGGCGAGGGCCUAGGACUUGCGCUCAGCGACUUUUGUAGAGUCGGUUCAUUAAAAAAAAAUGUGGCGUGGACAGACACUGGUCAUCUUUUUAGAAAAGAAACUCUAGACGAAAGUAAAGAAGACCCCUUAGACCAAAAAGAAGCACGUGAAGAAAAAGUAAAAAAUCACGUGGAAAAAGAAACCACAUGGCGCUGCUCUCUCUGCCUCGCGGAGACUCGCAGUUCGUUACAGAAAUUCUUGGUGCAUUUAAAAAACUGUCUUGACUCUACUUUUGACCAAUUCGGGCUCGCAAAUACUACCGAGGACGAAUCGAAAGUCUCGGUUACUAGUGGAAACUCGGAAACAACCAAUGUUAGAAGAAAUUUUUAUUUUUGCACUCUUUGCGAUUCGGAGUACAACUUUUCUGCUAUUGAAAUUUUGAAACACAAACGUUCCCACCAAAAAUUGAGCGAAUAG
This is a messenger RNA of Zophobas morio, 3090 nucleotides long. RefSeq names its product probable ATP-dependent RNA helicase DHX34. Gene Ontology annotation, cellular component: intracellular anatomical structure. NCBI's taxonomy places the organism in Eukaryota, Metazoa, Arthropoda, Insecta, Coleoptera, Tenebrionidae. The record is from RefSeq and is a predicted model, not a curated record. Gene Ontology annotation, biological process: nuclear-transcribed mRNA catabolic process, nonsense-mediated decay. The transcript is spliced from 34 exons. Bases 1 to 3090 code for a protein of 1029 amino acids. Gene Ontology annotation, molecular function: ATP binding; helicase activity; RNA binding.